CCCACCACCCCAGGCGAGGCGCAUGCGCACAACGCUCCCCAGACAAACCAUAACAUUUGAAAGUGUAGGAUCGGUGCUAUACAUAUCUGCGUGUAUAUUGGACUGUAAUGAUGACCAGGAAGCGUACAGCCGGCAGAGGAACUGAAACAGUUCUCUCUGGUGACAACUGUAAUUCAAGGGGUCAUCAUAACACUGCAGACUCAGUCCUCUACUCUGAGCAGGAUAAUUCUUCACCAAUGGUGUCAGAUGGACUAUCUCCGGUGUUGAAAAGAAAGUCACAUUUAUCUCGUGCUUUGAGGACACUGUCAAACACCCCUUUAUCAAAAGUAAUGACAGAACCUGUUUUAUGUCAUAGCAGCGCAGCUUCUCCAAUAAUAGGACGCAGGAAGUUACCAGCACAUACUGAUAAUGUGACAAAUAUUACUCAAAAGCUAUCGAGUCUUGUAAGUAUGGACUGUAACAAAGAAAAUGAAAAAGUGUUUAAUGUGAACUCUAAUAAACGUCGGGCUUUACUUUUUCCAUUCGGAAAGAGUAAUAAUACUGAAAAUGCAAGAAAUGAAGGAAACAGUCCACAAGUUCAGUAUGACACAGUUCCUAAGAAAAUUAAUACAAAGGAAAAUAUAGUUUCUGAUAAGGAAAAUAUUUUUUCCCCAAAGGAAAGUAGACGUCCCAUAAGGAAAUCAAACCGUAUUAAUAAUACAAAGGAAAAUAUAGUUUCUGAUAAGGAAAAUAUUUUGUCCCCAAAGGAAAGUAGACUUCCCAUAAGGAAAUCAAAACGUAUUAAGAAAGUAAGUGGUUCAGUUGUGCAGCUUAUGCAGUCAGGUAGAAAAACUAAAAUUGCUAGAAAGAAUCUAUUAGAGGGAGAAGUUGAACAUUUGGACAAAGAUGCCUCCACCCCGAUAGAUAUAGCAGAAAGCAAGAGGGGUAAGUCAGAGCCUGAAGAUGAUAUAUUACAAGAAAAUCAGGAACAAAAAGCUGCCAGGACAAGAAAAAGAAUGACUCCUGAAAAAAGUACUAAUCCUAUUGCAAAAAGAGUAAAUAUUGUGUCUGCAAAGAAAGAUGAAAAUGGUAAAAAGACAGUGUCUGUGCAGCAGAGGGUGGAAAACAGUUCUGCAGAGAGGAGGAGUUCUACAAGCCCAGUGAAUAAUAAGAAUGCCAGUAUAUUAACAGAAAGAGUAAUGAAUAGGCCUAUUAGAAAUCAGAAGGCAUCUCCACAACCUAAAGUACAGGAAGAAAAAAGUAAAGAGCCGACAACAAAGAAAAAAGAAAUAAAUACUUUGCAUCUUGCAUUGCAGAAGAGCACUAGAGCAAGUACAAACAAAAGUGCAUCUAGAAAGGUAACUGCAAAUAUUGUUACUACUAAAAGUCAGUCUUCAAAACAAAAGUUUAUAAAACCUGUAGCUACAAAAUGCUCGGCACAGUCAUCAAAAUCUGCAGUUAGUCCGAAACUGUCGCAAACUUCAUCAAAGACUCCACUUAAUAUGCGAGUUCCACCAACUUCAAAGGCUGCAGUCACUCCACCAGUUGCACAAUCUUCAGAUAAAUCUCUACAUAAGAAGGUAAUACUUGGUAAACAAAAGCAAAAAUUGCCAGUUUGGGCUGAAGCAAAGUGCUCUACAAAAACUCCGGGAAAGAGAAAAUCUCUCAGAGUUCUGAAUAAGGAUGUAUUUGAAUUUAUGUAUGAUGUAUCUGAAGAGGAAGUAAAGAAAAGGAGAGUUGUAAAGCCAAGAAAAAAGCAGGUGAAUAAAAAACCUAAGCCAAGGACUAAACUGACACUUCUUACAACUGAUCCAAAUUGGGAGAUUCAAUUUCCCUCAGACAUUCUGAAAUCUGUUAAUACCUCCACUGCCAGAAAAGAGCCUCUCUUUUCUACAAUAUCCAAAGACUGUAAUGUCAGGAGUUAUAGUGAUCCAUCAGGAAACAAUGUUAGCUGUAAUAACAUGAGUGAUGAUUCAACUAGAGACAGUGUUAGUUGUAAUAACAGGAGUGAUUCAACUAGAGACAGUGUUAGCUGUAAUAACAGGAGUGAUUCAACUAGAGACAGUGUUAGCUGUAAUGACAGGAAUGAUGACUCAGCCAGAGGCAGUGUUAGCUGUAAUGACAGGAAUGAUGACUCAGCCAGAGGCAGUGUUUUCUCAGAGGACAACUGUGAGAGUGUUGUCUCGGAAGACAAUUGUGACGACUUCUAUAGUCAUGAUACUGAUAAUGUUACUGAAGAAUUUGAAUUUGAAACAGCUAGUUCAUUUGUUGCCUCAAACCAAGUAACAUCAAAAGCAGUUCCAAUGACCUCAGUCAGUGUAUUUCCUACUCCUGUAAUUUCAAAGCACAUUUCUAAAUACAUUGGAGGAUCAUCCACUCCAAGAGCUGAAAAUGUGUUGUCUUUGACUUCUAGUGUUGAGUCAACUGAUGAGCAAAACCCAAAGACAUUAAAGGAGGAUAUUGCAGUCUGUUUUGGCUUUGAGAAUGAAGAGGAGGAGGUAGAAGAGAGCAGCCUUAACUUGUCUCCAGUGAGGAGGUCAGGAAUGCAGUCCUGUCUAGAAAUAACUGGAACAUCAGAUGUUGUUGACUUGGAGAAUCACCCACCAAAUCAACCCUCACGUUUCUCUUGGGGUUCACUUCAGCCUGGAAGACAAAGUAAUGUAACUGCUACUAAUUCGUCGAGUGUUUUGGUUCAUGGCCGCAGUGACUUUCAAUCAAGUUUGUCAAGCACAAUGCAGUCAGAUAAAUCUGUCUCAAAAAGCACCGUAGGAAAAAGUGAUAAAAGAAAGAAUUUGAAAGAAAAUAAUUCUGGUCAAGUGGAAAUUAGAAAAAGCAAUAGAAGUAAACAGUGUGUUCAACCUGCCAUUUGUGAGAAUGAGGAUUCUGAUGCUGAGGAUGCUAAUGCAUCAGUAUUCUUUGAUGAAGUCACAGACCAACAUAUAAAAAGUCAACUAAAUAAUCCAGCUCACAGAGACGACAACACAAAUAUGCCUACUAAUUUUCUGGUCAAGAAUACUGAGCAUGUCUCUCCUGAAAAAUCUUUUUCUGAGCCACCAAGGAAAUCCUAUGACCGUAGUAUCUUGGAAGAAAUUCGACGGAAAUUUAUUUCUGAACACGCGGGUGCCUCCAUGUCUGAAAGUGAAGAAGAUGUUGAAUUAAAGCAGACAAGCAAGAGAAAGAAGAAGAAGACGUUAAAGUCUAAUAUUACUCUCAAAAAGAAGAAGAAGAAGAAGAAGAAAGAUGCUGCAGACUUAAGCCUGACAAUGGAUGACUCCUCUUUCUCAGAAAAAAAAAAUAUUUCCAAAAAAGAGCAAGCAUUGGAUGAGUGGGCUCUUAGCAUCAACAGCCAGUUCAAUGAAGUGGAGAGCUGUGACCUGAUCAUUGAUUAAGUCUUAGAUGAAGCAUAUAUUGCAAAUGAUACCCUGGGAUGUUUCUCAAGAUACAAUUGUAUUUUUAUUUUUAGUACAAAAGUUACAAUAUAUUUUAAUUAUUUUUUUAAUGUGUCUUAGUCCAAAUGCUUACAUUACAAUAUUUCAGUUUUUGUCAUCAUAACUCCAAUAGUUAUAUGUUGCAAAUUCUUCUUAAUUGGAGCGGUUGGUUGUGAUUUAAUGCUGUGUCCAGACUUUUCCCUUAGAAUUGCUUUCACAUGUUUGGUAAGUAUGUGAGUAAACACCAAGCAGGUGUUUAUGGGGGUUUUCUUUGUAUUGUAUAGUAUAUAUAUACAAUACAAUAGGCUAUAUAUAUAUAUUGUAUAUAUAUAGCCAAUUAUAUAACUUCUGUCCAGAUUGUGAAAUUUUAAUUAUAUUGUAUAUAUCAUUGGCAUCCGUUCCACGCAGCAGCCCUUGAACAUAAUGUAGGUGUGUGUACCUAUCCCAGACCAGUUGUCUUCCACUAUCUCCAUCAUCCAACCUAUCAUCCAUUACCACCAAAAAUAUCACUACCACUAUUAUUUUCACUGUCACUGGAUCACCUCUUACCCAAAACUAGUGCUACAUAGCGUUCCCGGUUUGGUGCCUUCUUUUGAUAAUUACUUACUACUACCAAAACUACUACUGCAUCACUACAACUGCAGUCCUAAUCCCACCACAUUACCAUUAUCAGCAUCACUUACAUUAACACCAACUCAUCCCUGUAUUUUUUGUACUUCUGUAUCUUUCAUUCAGCACCUCAAAAUAACCUAUUUUGAGUGGUUGUAAUGCAAAGUUAAUUUGCCUUAACUUUCAAUUGAAUUGUUAGGGAAUGUACAAAGUAAUCUUACAAAUUGAAAUUCUUGUUUGUUUUGAACUGAGUGGGUGUAUGCAGGCACAUAAGCCUAGUCAUCGGAUCUUACUGUUGAGUUGCUUUUCUCAAAUUUGCAGCUCUAACACGGCAGAGAUUUUUUUGUUGUGUUUUAGUUUUAUUAUAUUUUUCUAUAGUAUUUUACUUGAAUCAAAAUUUUGCUUGAAAUAAUAGCUUUUAUUUGCUUUUCUAGUGAAAAUGGUGAAUGGGUAUUUAAUUGAUUCAUAGCUAGUGCAGCCAUUUUAUGGACUAAAAUCCCUCUUUAAUAGAACUAAUAGGACUAUUCCUGACCAGCCAGUGUCCAUACCACACCCCAGACCACUCACUCUGCAAAGUUGGGUGAGGUUAGCACAAAAUGUUUGGCCACUAACCUUGUACAGAUACAUUCUCUCUUAUAGUGUAUUAUUAUAAUUCAUUUCAUCAGGGGGCAGGCAUCCACUGUAUAUACUGGUACAUGUAUAUAUAUGUGUUAGGCUUAUAGUUAGGUCACCCAAGGUCAAACUAUUGACCUCUCCCCAUGAUGCAACCUCAUAAAUUGACUAACACCUGGGUACCCAUUUACAGCUAGAAGACCAGAGGCAAUAGAAAACGUGCCCAACCAUUUUUGCCCGACAAAAUUAAAACCCGGGACUCCCUAUUGUGUGUCGAAAACAAACCCAAUUGGAGGGGCUUUACCCAGAUGUACUUGGGUAUCUCUUUCUUCCCCACUACCCCUUCUCAUCUGUUUCCCUAUCCUCUCUCUCUUCCCGUCUCCCUCCCCCCACUCCAACUGUCUCCACCAAGGUCCCCCUCUCCUUUCUUUCUCCCAAUUUCCCCCCACUUCCUUUCUCCCA
Molecule: messenger RNA, 5090 nt
Organism: Procambarus clarkii (red swamp crayfish)
Lineage: Eukaryota; Metazoa; Arthropoda; Malacostraca; Decapoda; Cambaridae
Product: general transcriptional corepressor trfA
Source: RefSeq, a predicted model, not a curated record